Harpia harpyja (harpy eagle) is the source of this 12675-nucleotide messenger RNA. RefSeq names its product nitric oxide synthase 1 (gene NOS1). Bases 542 to 4864 code for a protein of 1440 amino acids. NCBI's taxonomy places the organism in Eukaryota, Metazoa, Chordata, Aves, Accipitriformes, Accipitridae. The record is from RefSeq and is a predicted model, not a curated record. The transcript has 29 exons. Gene Ontology annotation, biological process: nitric oxide biosynthetic process. Gene Ontology annotation, molecular function: NADP binding; FMN binding; calmodulin binding.
GCGAGGACUGGCUCCUUCCCAGCCGAGCCCAGCGCCGCGCCGGGCUCCGUCCCUCCGGAGCCGCCGGGAGGGAUGAACCGGGAACGGGGACGGGAACGGGAACGGGGACGGGAACGGCUCCUCUCCGCCGCACGAUAAAGAAGCUCGUGGACCGUUUGCAGGGAUGUCGGUGAAGCGAGCGGGCUGCCUUCCCCUCUCUUCCCAGCGCAGGACCAGAGCCUGACUGGAAAGCUGGCAUGUUGCCCCCUCCAGCCCCUGCUUGGCCGCACGAUGCCCAGCCCUGCCUGCCCUGCCCCUAGCCUUGCUUUCCACCGGUAAUAUACCCUGCUUUCCCCAGGCUGCGUUUCCGAGAGAGGCAGCAGGGAAUAUGCUGCAGAAAGCCAGCCUGCAGCCGAAACCCAGAGGAGUUUUGCAGUGAGGCCAAACGCCAAAGAGUUGCCCCUUCCCCACCCCGGCGUGGAUAAGCAUCUCGGACAGCGAAUUUCUCUGCGCUCAGUGGGUGUUGAGGUCCUGGUCUGCAGGCUCAAAGAGGGGGGCUGCCAUGGAAGAGAAUGUGUUCAGCGUGCAGCAGAUACAGCCCAACGUCAUCUCGGUGAGGCUCUUCAAGCGCAAGGUGGGCGGCCUCGGCUUUCUGGUGAAGGAGCGAGUCAGCAAGCCGCCCGUCAUCAUCUCGGAUCUGAUCCGGGGAGGGGCUGCAGAGCAGAGUGGCCUCAUCCAGGCUGGGGACAUCAUUUUAGCCGUCAAUGGCAGGCCCCUCGUGGACAUGAGCUAUGAGACCGCGCUGGAGAUACUGAGAAGCAUCGCCUCCGAGACCUACGUGGUCCUCAUCCUGCGGGGCCCCGAGGGCUUCACCACUCACCUGGAGACCACUUUCGCAGGCGACGGGACGCCGAAAACCAUCCGUGUCACCAGACCCCUCUGCCCGACUCCGAAGGUGGUCGACUUGUCCAACCCAAGCCUGCACGGCAAAGAGCAGCCGCUGCCAGCAGCCGACCGCACCAUGGGCUCCCUGUGGACAAAAGAGAUCGGGCGGGAGGUGGAGCCGAUGGUCCACGUUAACGGCGUCGUUACUGGCAGCAAAGGGCAGGAUGCCGGGAAGGGGAAGGAGGGUGCUCGUGGUCACCCUUGCCUCAACGGCGGCGUGGAAGACAAUGAACUGCUCAAAGAAAUCGAGCCCGUCCUGGAUCUCCUGAAGAGCAGCAGUAAGGACAGCGAUGGAGAUGCACCCUCCAAGGUAGAGACAAGAGAUAUAGAAGUCCAGGUGGACUGUUUCAGGGAAGGGGAAAACAAGCUGCAGAAAGCCUUACCGGCUCAGAUGGAGAACGACCGUGUCUUCGGUGACCUGUGGGGGAAGACCAAUGUGCCCGUGGUCCUGAACAACCCCUACUCCGAAGCGGAGCAGCCACCGCCAUCUGGGCGACAGUCCCCAACUAAGAACACAGUGAAUGGAAGUCCUUCCAAAUGCCCGCGGUUUGUCAAAAUCAAGAACUGGGAGACAGGCUCUGUGCUUCACGACACUCUGCACCUCAAGACAGCGAUGGCCACCGCGUGCACCGAGCAGAUCUGCAUGGGCUCAGUAAUGACCCCCAGCCAGCACGUCCGCAAGUCAGAAGAUACCAGGACAAAAGAGGAGGUGCUCCUCUUGGCUAAGGACUUCAUUGACCAGUACUACUCCUCCAUAAAGAGAUCUGGCUCCAAGGCCCACAUGGAAAGGCUGGAGGAAGUGACCAAGGAGAUUGAAGCCACCGAUACCUACCAGUUGCGGGACACAGAGCUGAUCUAUGGAGCCAAGCAUGCCUGGAGAAAUGCAGCCCGCUGUGUGGGCAGGAUUCAGUGGUCCAAGCUGCAGGUGUUUGAUGCCCGGGACUGCACCACAGCCCAUGGGAUGUUCAAUUAUAUCUGCAAUCACAUCAAAUACGCCACCAACAAAGGGAACCUAAGAUCUGCUAUUACCAUCUUCCCGCAACGGACGGACAGCAAGCACGACUUUCGCAUCUGGAAUGCCCAGCUCAUCCGCUAUGCUGGCUACAAGCAGCCCGAUGGCACUAUCCUGGGAGACCCUGCAAACGUGGAGCUGACGGAGAUCUGCAUUCAGCAAGGGUGGAAGGCACCGCACGGGCGCUUUGAUAUCCUGCCUCUGCUUCUCCAAGCCAACGGCAAUGAUCCAGAACUCUUUGAAAUCCCCCCGGAGCUCGUGCUGGAAGUGCCCAUCCGGCAUCCCAAGUUUGAAUGGUUUAAGGACCUGGGUCUGAAGUGGUAUGGUUUGCCAGCAGUUUCCAACAUGCUCCUCGAGAUUGGUGGCUUGGAGUUUUCCGCCUGCCCCUUCAGCGGCUGGUACAUGGGCACAGAGAUUGGGGUCCGGGACUAUUGUGACAACUCUCGCUACAACAUACUGGAGCAAGUGGCCAAGAAAAUGAAUCUGGAUAUGAGGAAAACCUCCUCGCUGUGGAAGGACCAGGCCCUGGUGGAGAUCAACAUUGCUGUGCUGUACAGCUUCCAGAGCGACAAGGUGACCAUUGUGGAUCACCACUCAGCCACUGAGUCCUUUAUCAAGCACAUGGAGAACGAGUACCGAUGCCGUGGAGGCUGUCCUGCUGACUGGGUGUGGAUUGUCCCACCAAUGUCUGGCAGCAUCACCCCAGUUUUCCAUCAGGAAAUGCUCAACUACCGUCUCACACCCUCCUUUGAGUACCAGCCGGACCCCUGGAACACCCACGUCUGGAAAGGGGUCAAUGGGACACCUACCAAGAAGAGGGCCAUUGGCUUUAAGAAGUUAGCAAAAGCUGUGAAGUUCUCAGCCAAGCUGAUGGGACAGGCCAUGGCCAAGAGGGUCAAAGCAACCAUCCUGUACGCCACUGAAACAGGGAAGUCACAGGUCUAUGCAAAAACUCUGUGUGAAAUCUUCAAGCACGCUUUCGAUGCCAAGGUGAUGUCCAUGGACGAGUAUGACAUUGUGCACCUAGAGCAUGAAACCAUGGUCCUGGUGGUCACAAGCACCUUUGGCAAUGGAGACCCACCUGAGAAUGGAGAGAAAUUUGGCUGUGCAUUAAUGGAGAUGAAGAAUCCCAACUCCAACCUGGAGGAGAGGAAGAGCUACAAGGUACGUUUCAACAGCGUCUCCUCUUACUCGGAUGCACGGAAAUCCUCCAGCGAUGGCCCUGACUCCAGGGACAACUUUGAAAGCACGGGACCCCUGGCUAAUGUCAGGUUCUCCGUGUUUGGGCUGGGGUCGCGUGCUUACCCCCAUUUCUGCGCCUUUGCCCGGGCAGUGGAUACCCUCCUGGAGGAGUUGGGUGGAGAGAGGAUCCUCCGCAUGGGAGAAGGGGAUGAGCUCUGUGGCCAAGAGGAGUCCUUCAGGACCUGGGCCAAGAAGGUCUUCAAGGCAGCGUGUGACGUGUUCUGCGUGGGCGACGACGUCAACAUCGAGAAAGCAAACAACUCCCUCAUCAGCAACGACCGGAGCUGGAAGAGGAGCAAGUUUCGCCUGACCUAUGUUGCUGAGGCCCCGGAGCUCACACAAGGACUGUACAGCAUCCACAAAAAACGCGUCUAUGCAGCCCGGCUUAUCACACGCCAGAACCUGCAGAGCCCAAAGUCCAGCCGCUUGACGAUUUUCCUGCGCCUCCACACCAACGGACACCAGGAACUCCAGUACCUGCCUGGGGACCACUUGGGCGUGUUCCCAGGGAACCACGAAGACUUGGUCAGUGCCCUGAUCGACAGGCUUGAAGAUGCCCCUCCGGCCAACCAGCUGGUGAAGGUGGAGCUCCUGGAGGAGAGGAACACAGCUCUAGGUGUCAUCAGUAACUGGACAGAUGAGAACCGUGUCCCACCAUGCACCAUCUUCCAGGCUUUUAAGUACUAUUUGGACAUCACCACCCCUCCCACACCCCUGUUGCUGCAGCAGUUUGCUUUGUUGGCCACCAGUGACAAGGAGAAGAAACGUCUGCAGGUCCUUAGCAAGGGCUUGCAGGAGUACGAGGAAUGGAAGUGGUCCAAGAACCCCACCAUUGUGGAGGUGCUGGAGGAGUUCCCCUCGGUGCAGAUGCCCUCCACGCUGCUGCUCACACAGCUCCCCCUCCUCCAACCCCGCUACUACUCCAUCAGUUCCUCCCCAGAGAUGUACCCAGGCGAGGUCCACCUCACCGUGGCAGUGGUCUCUUAUCGCACGAGAGAUGGAGAAGGACCAAUCCACCAUGGAGUCUGCUCCUCUUGGCUCAAUCGGAUACAGACCGAUGAAGUAGUGCCCUGUUUUGUAAGAGGCGCGCCUGGGUUCCACCUGCCCCAGGAUCCCCAGGUGCCCUGUAUCCUCAUCGGCCCCGGCACCGGCAUCGCCCCUUUCCGGAGCUUCUGGCAGCAGCGGCUUUUUGAAAUUCAGCACAAAGGUCUGAAGCCUUGUCCUAUGGUCCUGGUAUUUGGCUGCCGGCAGUCCAAGAUCGACCACAUUUACAAAGAGGAGACGCUCUUUGCCAAAACCCAAGGUGUCUUCAGAGAGCUGUACACAGCCUACUCCCGGGAACCGGACAAACCAAAGAAAUACGUGCAGGACGUGUUACAGGAGCAGCUGGCCCAAACCGUGUUCAAAGCACUGAAGGAGCAAGGAGGCCACAUCUACGUCUGCGGGGAUGUCACCAUGGCCGGGGACGUCCUCAAGACCAUUCAGCGCAUCGUGAGGCAGCAGGGCCAGCUGUCGGUGGAGGAGGCAGGCGCUUUCAUCAGCAAGCUGCGGGAUGACAGCCGGUACCACGAGGAUAUUUUUGGAGUCACCCUGCGUACGUACGAGGUGACUAACCGCCUUAGAUCUGAGUCUAUUGCAUUCAUUGAGGAGAGCAAAAAAGAUACGGAUGAGGUUUUCUGCUCCUAACUGGACCCUUCGCCCCAAGGGGAUGCCAAACCAGUCCCAGCACCUGCUGCCCCCUCCAGCCGAAGGGCAAUGGGUUUUGUAUUUCACGGACACAGUGGCUCCUUUUCCGCGGGGAACUGCCCACGGAAAGCGCUCUGUCUCUCGUCCUGUUGUUGUGUCCUGAUGAUGAUGAUCAUGAUUUUUAUUUCGUUUUCUUCCUCUUUCUCUUGCUCUUGUCCUGUGGCCGUUUCUUUUCACCCCCUUUCCCUUCCCUGGAUUUCCCCACUGAAGUACGAUGGCUUUAUAACCUGCAGUGGCUCUUAACAGAACUUCACAUUUCUCCUUCUCUCAUGAGGGCAUUUUGCAGCUGCAUGAAAUCACCACCUUCGUGAUCAUCUGCGGUUUUGGUGUUUUGGGGGAGAGCAGAGGUGGCAGGGGCUGGGCAAUGGCUAGGUCUUGUUGCUUGACCAGAGCUGGGGUUUGUUGCCCCCAGGCUCCCCCCUUCCCCAGCUCCGGGCUUGGCUGAAUCCUUGCAUUUUCAUGGCUUUCCUUUGGACUUGUACAGACUAUGCCCGAGGCUGGGGGCAGAUGAUGUGCAGUGCCCUCCUGCCUAUGAACUUUGUUCAUCCCCAAGCAGCCUGGGUACAAAUGUGUCUGUUUUGAUCCACAGGGUGGGGAUGGCUCUGAUUCACGUGUCAUGAUUUCUCCUAAGUGGACUCUGUGCUAUGUUUGCCUCCUUCUCUGCUCCCUGUUCCCCAUGAGCCUCUCCUUUUGCUCAGUCCCCACUUUUGCUGGCAUGAAAGGCCUCCCACAGAGGAGCAACCACUGAACACGCAGGCUGAUGUGUAUGCUAGGGAAAAACUCACGGCAAUGGCUGCUGCUGGGCCAGGCUGUCCUCCAGAAGGCUUUACAGGAGAUAUGUGAUCUGCACCCAUGAUGCUUGUGGGAGAGAUUGAGGGACCGGCUGCAUCCCAGAGCUUUGCAUGCUGUGAACAUGUGAACCCUCUCCCAGGUGAGACUGGAAAGCUACAAGGAUGGGAGAGAAGCGGCUCCAACCCCAGCUGCAAGAGGCACCUCCUGGUAACAAAGCCUAUUUGGAAGGCAGAACUUGGAGGAUUACGGAGGCUCCUGGUCCUUGCUGAGGAUGUGUCGACCAAGGACUCUUGAAAGCCCAGAGAGCAUCAGCUCCACUUUAGCGCGGUCUCAUGAGCAGUUCUGGGACAGCAAACCCCAGCCACUUCCACAACUUCAGGAGCAGAAAGUGCCAUCACGGAGUGACCUGCCUGCCAAGAGAAAUACAUGUGGCAUCUCGGUGGCAAGCCAGUCCCCUCUGUAGGCUCUGCACCACCUGCCAGCGGCACGAGCUGUCUCUGACGGGACAUCUCAUGUGAGAAGGGAGGUGAGAUCGGCUGCAAAGAUGCUGCGUGAUUCUGGGCUCUGACACGCUCACACCUCAGCCCUGCUGCAAAAAUCUGGCCCCAAAAGCAAUCUGUUAACACGAUCACAGAAAGGUAUCAGUCCCUUUAAAAGAGAAAAGCUGUCUGCAAGGUAAAGCAUGCGUGACCUUGUGUGUCCUUCUUCCUUCUCCUCCCUUCCUCACCCUGAAGAAGGUUUGUCCUCCCUCAUUGCCAGGACAAGGACAGCAGGGCACGGUUGCAGCUCUUGCUGGAGGCAGGAAUAUGGGGUUGACAUUCUGAGCUGGUAGAUGCUGGUCCUUUCCUCCUGCCCCUGCUCUGCUGAACUGUGCACUGAUGCUUGUAUGGAGCAAGGCACCAAAACCGGCGACAGCAGAGGGUUUGUCCAGGAGCUGCGACGGUGAGCUUGCUUUCAGAGGGCUAAGGUUAGCUGCCCUAAGCCAAAGUCAGAACAAAAAGAGCUGCAAGAGGUUUGCUAUUCUCCCAGCCCAUGGUUCAAGCCGUGCUGGCUCCCCUGGCCCCAGGCCGUGCAGUUAUUCCCACCCUCAGCCAGGACCUCCUGCCCUUUCCUGCUGCUUGGCUGGCCGCGUCUCCAAUUGCUGUGACCAUCUUCUGCAGCUUUGACUCCCUGAAUGCUUGAAGCAGCUCCAGCUCAAAACCCAAGAGCAAAAGGCCUCCAGGCACUGGGAGAAUUUGAGAUCCAGGUCUCAAGUUUUGCUGGUCCCACCAGAGCAUCUAGCGUGGCGUAAAAUGCGAAGGAAUGCUGCCACGGUGUGGCCAGAGCCGAGCUCGCUGGGCUGGCAGGGCAGUCAGAGCAGGGUUUGGAGCCAGGUACAAGGCCAGGUUUGUGUCACUGCCUGGGGACUUUGUGACCUGAAGGUGAAAGCAGGACAGGGCAGGAAAAAGGGAAGCCCAUGGUCCACCUCUGUGGGUUGUGCCCUAAUCCCAGGGCAGGCAGUGGGAUGGGGGAGCUGGGUCCCUUAGCUGCUGGGAUGGGUGAAUUUGGGCAGAGGUCCUGUCUGUGGGAGACAACUCCCUGGCCCUACAGCAAGCCUGGCCCUAACCCCCAAUCCCAUGGCUGCAGAAACAGAGCUAACGAAAAAAAAUCAAACUCAUCCCCUUCUUCUGGGAAAUUUCAUUCUGGCUCUAGACUUUGUGCUCUGGUCUUCCUUUUAGUAGAAGGAGCGAUGCAACCUGAAGAGGAGGUAGUGCCCAAAGAAAUGCCCUUGUCUUCAUCCUCUUUCCAGUUCAUCCUGUGUUGCUGGCAAUUAGUUUUCUCCUGUCCUGCCUUCUGCCUGUAUCGCUACAACAUCUCCCAUCUGGAAGUCAUAUUGCUGCUGGAGUCUGUGUCUGAGAUGAAUUGGCUUGCUUUUCCUGCACCCCAAAGCUUGCCACCUCCAUCUCCCCCUUCCACCUGAGCUGCCAGCGAAAACAGCGGGGAAGCGCAGCGGAGAAGGGAACGGGGCUGUGCCUUGCCUUCGGUGGGAUCUCCAAAGGGGUCUGUGCCGGGCAGACAGCCAAAGCCGUCUCAAGUUCAACAGGUAUCGGGUAGGUGAGUCCUUCAGAGCCUUUUGGGAGGGAAAUGCUGGUUUGAGGCCAGCCUCCCUGUCUGGCCCUGGAGAAGAAACACCGUCCCUGCCGUGAAGGUCCACGAAGUUAAUAUGUCCCCCAGGGCUCUGAGCUGCCUCUCUGCUCCCUCUGCCUGAGUAGGACCAUUCGCUCCUCACAAGCUGCACCACUGGGAAUUUUGAUUCAUUGGUUUUUGUUGCGUCAGUCUCAGACGUCUUAACUUCUCCUUCAUCCCCCUCACCUGCAGGGGCUUCGCACUCCCCUCGAGCUUAAUUUUCUCCCACAGUGAAGGGGGAAAUAAACUUGUGGAUCUGCUUUAUCAUUCCACAAAUGCAGCUCUUCCACCAGUUGUCUAGACUCUGCUCAUCUCGGUGUGACAUUUCUGAUGCGUGGGUGUAGCCACAAUAUCUCCGGCAUGCAUAAACGGCAGAGAGCGAGGUGGGGUUUGCCGCAGACCGGUGCCAUGAGCUGCUUCGGGGUGUCACGCAUGGAUGGGUUGUGCCUCUUGGGCACUCGGUUGACAAAUCUAUCACCUCCGGGUACCUGCUGCCCAUCCAGGCUCCUGCACAGCCCCACGCGGCUCACGUGGCGAGGGGAUACUGGACCUGAUGGACACCCAGCCUGAUCCAGUGUCCCAGUCCCUCUCCUGGAGGAUGUCCACGACCACCACUGCCCGUUUUGAGCAGCUCUGCUCCUUUUCACUCCCCAGGUAUUAAACAUAUAGAGUCUCUUCUCUAAACAGGAGAUUUGAUUUACAAGACACCAUGAAGUGGGUUUUUUUCACAAAGGUUUUAAUCCAUAGGUCUUUCAAACAUCCACAGAAAGUUAUUAUACGAACUUGAAAACUCAUGGGAAAUGGUUCUCUGUUUUCCCAACCUGCUGUGUCCACUAGCAGGGAAAAAUAAGUUGUUCAUUCAGUGCAAGGGUAUCUACUGCCUGUGCUGUUGAUGACUUCAGAGGUUUCAUCUCCCCAGAAGGACUGCCUGGGAGUUUGUUGUUCUUCUAUUUAUGAGAGACAGCGGGAGAAAAAUGAGACUUCUGUCAUCAGGAGUAGACUCACAAAGAUGAAACCUCCACGAUCGUUGCUGGGUAGGCCUGAGCUCGUUGCACUAGAGGAACCAAGCCAGUCACAUCCAUACUGGCCAGAGAAAUGGGGUUUGAGUUUGGGCUGUCCACACUCCCUGUCCCUGUCCUGUGCCUAUGCGUCCCCAGGGGCAAGCAGGGGACUCUGGCUCACACUGCUCUGGGUGUGAACAACGUGUCCGUGCGUGACCGGCAAACUUGCAGUUGUGUCCUGAGCAAACGUGAUUGCACCUAUGCAGAAGAGGAGAUGGGAAGAGACAGGAGCUGCAUGAACCUGUGUCCAGCCUAACUGUGAUUGCUCCGUUAGUUCCUUUACCGUUAGUACGCGAUGCCUCUCACCCCGUCCCAGGCUGCAACCCAGGCUCCCUCUACCACUUCCCUCUGGAGAUCCCUCCUUUCUCCUUCUCAGCCCUGUCUGCCCAGCCAAAAGGUGCAGCGAGCUGCUCGGCAAGGGCAGGUCCUGGGAAUGGCAACGGACUUACAGUGCCUUGUGCUGGGAAGAGACUAUUGCACCGGGGUUGCCCUCCCGUUCCUGCUCUCUCCGGAGAUGCUCCUAGCACACAGAGACUGGGGGCUGAGGGAAACAGGUGACUUCAUUUUACAAGUGAAAUUCUUGGUGGGCAAAUUGCCCCUAGGAUAACUGAGAGCAAACUUACAGCCCUUCUCAGCCGUGCUGUGCAAUUAAUCUCCCAGUGAUGGGGUUUUAUAGGGGUAUGGAGGUGGUGCAAGGUUAGAAUGUGGGUGCAAACUGGACACCACCUUCUGCAAGCACCACAGGUCUGCAAAUACCUACCACAUACACAGAGACUGUGUUUUUAUUAAGCUGGGGGCAGGGGGGAGAGGGUGUUUGUGCUUGAAGCCUCGUGGACUUGCACCAAGCCCAAGCCAAAGCUGCUGCCCCCUGACUUACGACCACUGAAGCCAUUACAGUCCUCUGAUUUGUACCUGUGGGGAAGCUGCAGUGAGUUCCCAGCAUUUUUUGGAAGGAGAAUUUUAUGCUCAAAACUAAAUUUUGUUCCUGCUUUCACUGGGGACCAGUUCUCAGCUUCAGAACUGCUCUGAUAACUUUGCAAUUGCUUUGAUAGCUCCAGAGAGGAGCGCAGUCCCUUUACAGAACAGAUGGAGACACAUUUUCAGGACCAUUCAACUUUUCUGUAACUCUGUCUUUGUUAUAACAAUUUCUUCUGCUAUAACAGGAGGAGCAAAAUUUGGCCAGUGAUGAAUGCUCUUGAAAACCGUAUUCCUGAACUUGGAAAAAAUUAGUCUAGAAUCCAAGUCCUCCCAGACACAAAAUACCUUCCACACCCACCGGCUUCAGUGGCAUCGGGGAUUUCAGCAGCUUGCAGGAUCAGGCUUUCACAGCAGCAGCAGCGGCAGCAAUUUCAUGAUGGCAGUAUUUUUGCGUGUGUCAAUCUGCACUUGCACUUGCCUGCAAUGCAUGACUCUAGUAAUCCAUUUGAAAUCUACCCUCGACAGGGAGAUCUGAGCUCUAGCUUCUUCCAUAUGGCCGUGUGUAUUUAAUAGGAAAUCAGGGGAGUGGGAAAAAGCUCAUGAGAUUGCUGCUUUAAAGCACUUGGUUCCAGAAGUAAAACAGACCUUACCAGAGGUCAAAAUUGGCUUGAUUUUAGCAUGGGUACAAGGGCAACUCAUGAAAUAUUUAAGCACUGUAAUGCAGAUACACCUUUUUCCUGCUGUGCCAGGAAUGAAGUAGACUAGAAACUCUUGGCCUCCACCCCUACAGAUGUUUGGCUGUGAUGGAAGUUUGAGCCAUUGAAAUCGCAGGAAAAAAAAACAGAUUGUGAGUUCAUAGCUGAGCAGUUGCAGCUUGUUUAGCAGUGAGAGCGUCUCACUGCGAGGGCUGCUGCUUUCCUGCCUUACUCAUCCAUGUACCUACCUGGCCAGAUUUCAGGGAGGGAGGAGGGAGGAAGCACUUCAAAAGCAAGAAAAUCCAAACUGUGAGCCUUGCCCUGAGCAUCCCUCAUUUAACAGGAGCCUACAGGCCAAGGCUUUGCAGCUACUCCUCACUACCACAGCAGGGAAGUGGGCAAGACACCAGGGGCUUCUCUUGUAUCCGCGGGCCAAAGCUUGCAGAAGCCGUUCUGGGGCUGUGGAAGAGCAGGAGUGCGGAGCUGGGCUGCGGGUAGACCCCUGCACGGCCUGACUGCAGUGUUUGCAUGCAGCUCUCUGUAGGGCUGGUUCAGAAACCUGCUCGUGAAUAACACUGGGCAAAGUAUUUUUCUUCCGGGGGCAUUCUUAAUACUUUAAAAAUUUAAAGACUAAAUACUGAAAAAAUUUAUCUAAAACAGCAAUUGAUUUGGGGCUUCUUUUUGUUGCUUUGUUUUCAUGCGUUGGUUUUGGGUGGGGAAAGCAAACAAAAAGUAUAUCAAAUUGUUUUGGAUUAAAUCAAAUAUAUUGUUCCCGCAAUAAUUUCUAAUGGAGAUUUAAAAAUUUUCCAAGGGCAACAAAACUGCCUUAAUUUGUAUUCAACUCCAAGAAGAGACAUUAACACCACUUGCUUCUGAGCCUGCUUUUUUACUUUUCUCUCUGUGUGAUCGUGGCAUGGAAACAUGUCUUAACAAAAUACACUUAACAGUACUCAACAGGAUGUCCAGAAACAGAAGACAGUGUUUCAGAAUCUCCCCGUGCCCAGCAUUGAAGUGAUGGCUUUGAAGCCAAUGAAAUUCAAUGCAAAAUUUCUGCUUUGCUAGAACUCUACAAAAUAGGCAAAUGUCCACAAUUCCCAAUGUUAAAUGUGCUCUGCUGCCUUGAGAUGCCUUCAAAUAACCCUGGGAUCUGUACGCUGAAAAGAGCUUGAGAAUAGGCUCCCUGGUCUGCAGCAACAUCCCCAGCUCUUCUAGAGUGUACACAAUUCCCCAGGCAGUAGAUGAACAGAGUAAGAUGACUUUCAGCCAGGACUCAUUGCUUUUUAGAUUGCAUGUAGUUAGAAACAUGAGUUCUGCCAGCCGCCCAGGGAAUUUGAUAUUCAGUGCCAAUUAAUUUUUGUAAUGGGAACAAGGAUUUAUUCCCUCAGUUCCCUUAGGCACCUUUGAAAAGCGUAAGCCUCAAAGGUUGGUUUGGAUUUUUUUUCUGGUGGCCUUUUUCCUGAAAAGCAGUGGUGCCGAGAUGAGAAAGGGGACCGGUCUGUGAAGGGUGGCAGCUUUGGGGCAGGCAACUCCCAAACUUCCCAUUGCAGAGGUUUUCUAAACUUUUCAGGUGUGGGUAAAUUCUGCCCUGCUAGAUGGGACUCCAACCUCUCGCUGCUCUCUGGUCCUCCUGCUCCUUCCUCCCUCCCCUCAGCACCUCCUCAUGUCACUGUGCCUUCAUUUGGUUUAUAAAAUGAUGCCAUGAUUUAAGACUGGCACAUUGUCUUUACUCUCACUUUGCAUCCCAUAAGACAGGUAUGUGUGGAGAGGGGCUUAGCUUAUUUUGUAGUUUUUUGUGUGAUCCUAAGGUAGGUUUCUUCUGAGGAGUAAAGGGGUGGGGAUAGUGGGAGCAGGAAUGAGCCGGUGUUGUAUUUGAUCAUACCAGUGCUUUAAGCGGUCAGAAACAUGUUUUUCCCCUACCUCUGAGCUCUCAAUGCUGCUAAAAUCUCUGCCAUUCGUACAAUGUACUCCAGACCCCUCUCUCGGACUGACUCUGGCUCUGUUUGCAAGAUAUCCACAUUGUUCUAAAGCAUGCACCUCUUUCUGUAUAGUUCCAAUCUUCUGAUUUUAUGGAAUACUUAUGCCUGUUUGCAUUACGGUCAAAAUAAAAAAGUGAACUAAA